AUGUCAUCGAAUCCCUCCAAAGCACCCGUACUAGAGCUACUCCGCAAAGACGCAUCGCACAGUUUCGAAAUUCCCGCCAAACGCAUUCACGAUGGCGACGAUGUCACUUUCUUCCUGGCAAGCAGAGCCUAUGCCGAUAUAAUGACUUUUAUCUUCCAGCUUAACACAGCCAUGAUACCCCGGAAGAUCAAACAAUCUCAAGAGCAACGAGACAACACAGGCUCAUUCAAAGAGUGGAAAUUGAACGAUCCAGACGUUCCUCAUCCCCCUGUUGUUGCAAACCUCGCCAAGCUUCUCGACGUCCUCGCCUCCAUCGUCGACGAAGCACCGCCAGACCCAGGUCCGCGUCGCUUCGGAAACGUCAGCUUUAGGAUCUGGUAUGAUAUUGUUCGAGAAAGAGUGCCUGCACUCCUGGAUCAGUAUCUACCCGAACAGGUACUCGCCUUCAAAUCCGCGUCUGAUGUCUCUGCCAAACAUGAACUAGAAGCCUAUCUCAUCGGCAGUUUCGGUAGCUCUCAACGUCUCGACUACGGUACAGGCCAUGAACUCAGUUUCCUCGCUUUCCUAGGCUGUCUUUGGAAACUGGGCGCUUUUCCUCAUUCGGAAGAUGGCGAGCAGGAACGCGGUAUCGUUCUUGGAGUAGUGGAACCAUAUCUCGCUCUGAUACGACGGCUUAUCUUGACGUACACACUUGAACCUGCUGGCUCCCACGGUGUAUGGGGGCUAGACGAUCAUUCGUUUGUUCCGUAUAUCUUCGGCAGCGCGCAACUUUCUCCCGCUAUCGUUACGCCUGCAGAUGUCGCGGCAGAAGGCUCGUUACCGACUGCUCCUAACCCAGGCGACGUGGCCAAAGCCACCGCUGUAGCCCGAGAGCGAACGCGGAAUAUGUAUUUCAGUGCCAUCGGCUUCAUCUACGAUGUAAAGAAAGGACCAUUUUGGGAACACAGCAAUAUCUUGUACGACGUCUCUGGUGUUAAAGCAGGAUGGGCCAAAAUCAACAAGGGGAUGAUCAAGAUGUACAACGCAGAAGUUCUUUCCAAAUUCCCUGUAGUCCAGCACUUCCCGUUCGGCUCGCUUUUCUCCUUCUCAGCAGAUCCGAAUGCGAAAACCAUUCAGGCAAGUGUCCAUACUGCUAGUCAACCUAAGUCGAGUACACCGUCUACCACAGCACCUACUGCUCGACCGGGUCCACAGUCUGCGUUACGGGAUCCGAUGGCUGACCCUAUGGGUGGAGCAGCUAGGGGAGGUGGAGUUGGUACUGCUGCGCCUUGGGCGGGUGCUGGGGCUAGAACGGCGGGCGCUGGAAUGCCUCCCAUGACGGCCGCGCCGUGGGCUACUGCUGGUGCUAGUGCUAGAGGCACAGGUAGUACAGAUGUACCCAAUGGUCCGAAUCAGCCUACAAAAGCGCCUUGGGCGAGCAGAACGCCUGCUCCGCCACCGGCAGUAGGUGGCACUACAGCACCAUGGGCAAGAGGAAAUGCAGGGGAUACGCAGAAUACCCAAUCAAGUACGAGGGCACCUUGGGCGGAUAAGAGAUAA
Alternaria burnsii is the source of this 1539-nucleotide messenger RNA. Its product is annotated as serine threonine-protein phosphatase 2a activator 1. The transcript has 2 exons. Gene Ontology annotation, biological process: mitotic spindle organization. Gene Ontology annotation, cellular component: nucleus; protein phosphatase type 2A complex; cytoplasm. Bases 1 to 1539 code for a protein of 512 amino acids. The record is from RefSeq and is a predicted model, not a curated record. Gene Ontology annotation, molecular function: protein tyrosine phosphatase activator activity; peptidyl-prolyl cis-trans isomerase activity. Lineage: Eukaryota; Fungi; Ascomycota; Dothideomycetes; Pleosporales; Pleosporaceae.